Molecule: messenger RNA, 9669 nt
Organism: Podarcis lilfordi (Lilford's wall lizard)
Lineage: Eukaryota; Metazoa; Chordata; Lepidosauria; Squamata; Lacertidae
Source: the annotation of a GenBank genome assembly
AUGCCAGCGUCGUACAUGUGAUGUCAGGAUGUUGCAUUGUGCACGCAUCAUUGGGCCGAGUGCACAUCCCAGCAUUGCAUGGGUGAUGUCACACAUGCAUGACACAUGUGUGAUGUCACACACACGAGUGAUGCUGCCCAAUCUGGGGCACAACUUGAUGCCUCUGCCACUGUGAGAACAGGAUGCUGAAGUAGAUGGUCCCUGGCCUGAUCAAUCAGGGCUGUUAUUACAUUCUUACGGUUGUCACGAUGUUCUUUAUACAGGAAGGGCAGAGUUGAGGCCCAUCUGAAACCAGUUAUGGGAAGAUAUUUGACUUAAAUACUAACACUGAGCCAUGUAGACAGUUGUAGCCUUUUUCAGAUGCAACUUUGGUCUUAUCCUUUCUUACAGUCUUUUUCUUUCCUUGUCAGAGUUUGCCUACGGAGGGCAUCCCUACCCUUUCAGCGGGAUUUUCGAAAUCACACCAGGCAGUGCUGUGGAGCUUGGCGAGACCUUUAAAUUCAAGUAAGGGCCUUUCCUUCUCCUCUCAACAUCUGCUGUCCUGCAGCCCAUGAAUUGUCAAAAGGGCAAUGCAUUUUUAGGGGAGCACCUGACAACUGGUGGCAGCAUUCCCACAUCCCAGUAAACCACAGUUAAUGAAUGUGUGAAUGACUCCCACGUUGCUGUUUAAAUUAUGUCAUUAAAUACACAAGAUGAACAGCAACAAAAGUCUUCCCAGCAUAUCACCUCCUUGCAGGUUUAUGUACACACUGGCUUAGCCUACACAUCACAGUAUACCACAGUUUAUGAUUUGUUUCCCUCAAACAAACCAUGCUUGGUAAACCAAGAUCAAACCUUGGCUUCUCAAUAUAGUUUGUUUGGAAUGAAUGAAAACUCAGCUUCUGGUUUUCAGAUGUAAUACUAAGCCAGGAAUUGGAGUUUGUUGUUCCUACUCAUGCUGACACCAGUUGCUGCACUGUUUCCUCCCUGGACCACAUGUGAGGAGCCCAUGCUGCAGCUUUGCCCCAUGCCAACAUCCUUCAUCUAUGACUUUCAGAUGGCACUGGCUUGGGGUGCAACUAUAGCAUGGGAUUCUCCUCCAAAUGGUCUGCGACUUCUCACAUUACCAUCCAUGGGCCAGGACAUUUAUUGCCAAGUAGAAUGAACAGCAAUGAAUGUGCCAAGGACUUUGGCCCAAGAGACAAAAAAUAUUUGGGCAAUCUGCUGUAAUCACACAUUUUUGUGUGCAAUCACAAUUUAUAUACAUAAAUGUUACCCAAGCAAGUUGUGCCAUGCAGCAUGAUGAAUCCAUCUGCUAAAGGCAGCACCAGCAGGGAAUACAAGAGCCAGAGUGUUUUUGUAUAGUCCCCCAAACUUCCACUAUAGUGUCCUCUUAAACAGAUAUGUCACUGCAUCCAGUCCAAUGCUUCAUUCAUGUACAAAACCCUAUAUGGUAUAGACCUCGGUUCCAUUUAAAAAUUUAUCUCUCACCUCAAAUUUUAAAGCUAGAAUGUAAAUUUAGAAAAGUGCACGUUGAGGCAGACUUAUGAAAAUGAGCCAGGCUUUUGCAUUUCCAGAGGAGGGGGUCUUGACUACCCAAAUCAUCUCCUUAAUGCUCCCCCCAUUGGUUUUCUGGUGCAUAAGUUGCUGAUGCAGAGGCUCAAGAAUGGAGAGCUUACAAGAAAUAUUACAAACUCAGCCCUGUUGCAUGUACCAUUAAACAUUUUUAAAUUAUGUGAAGUUUAAACCCCAAACUAUAUCAGUAGAGCUCAAACCUACACUCUGUUUAGCAUAUUUUUCUCUCUCUUUCUCUUUUAAAAGAGAAUAUAAAAAUAGAUUAUGCUAGUGCUAUAUCCUGUGUGCAUGGCAAGAAUGGUUUCUAAUUAAUUGUGUGAGGUUAUUGUGUUGUUUUUAAGCUGAGCACUAUCUGAAUUACUUUCUAAGCUGUUUAAGUCUGUAGCAUUACUCUGUUCCAACAUUCCAUAAGGACUCCAUCCUUGGCUCUAUCUGCCAGGUAAAAUAUAUCUGUACUACAGUGUCUCUCUCCUGGGCUGCCUUAACAUCUUUCAUGAUUAUCUUGCUGAAUGUUCCCUGCUUUUGAUGCUUACCUUUGCUUAACCCAGAGAAUCCAUUGCCUUGGGCACUACAGACUUUACAGAAGAAGAUGUGGAUAAAAUCAUGGAGGAACUGGGCAAGGAGUACAAGGGCAAUGCCUACCAUCUCAUGCACAAGAAUUGCAAUCACUUUUCAGCUGCUCUGGCAGAGGUUGGUUCAUCUUCCAUUCUGUUUCUGUGUAGUGUACUUGUAUGGCACUUUGGCCUCCAGCCGUGAACAGGUCUCUGAUCAGAAAAUUGUUCUUCAAUCACCCUUCGCACUAGCCUGAUGGGCAUUUACCCUUUGAGAGCUUUUACAAGCAUAGCACUGAGUGGUAGUUGGUCUACAAUGGGUAAUUAGGCGGCUAUGAGGGUGGCCAUAAUGUAUCUAUGUACAAGUAGAAAGACACAAUCAAUGUAGCUCUCCUAUUCGGAUGUUCAAUGCAUAGGGAAUCUCCAGAUUUAGGGAGGAAAAGGUAUGGGACAGCAGUAGCUGGAGGAGAGCACUGCGUGGAUGAAGGGCAAUUAAAGGAGUCACAAGGGGCUCACAAUCCACAUUGUGCCAAAGUAUGGACAGGUCUUGAGUUGAGUUACUUCUGUACCGCUGCUUCCUAUUCUUUGCCUGUUUGCAUUGCAAAUACGAUAGCCAUACUUCUCAUUGGUUACCCUAUCAAUCAGCACAAUGGUGCCUUGAUCUCACUUGAUUUGCAAGAGUACAGUGAGCUGUACCCUUACAUUACAUUAUAGGGCCUUUGGAGUAGUAGUAGUAGUAGUAGUAGUAGUAGUAGUAAUAAUUCUUAUACCCCGCCCAUCUGACUGGGUUGCCCCUGUCACUCUGGGUGGCUUACAACAAAAUACAGCAUCAAACGUUAAAAACUUCUCGAAACAGGCCUGCCAUUAGGGAUGGGGGGGGGAGGCAAUUAGCCUUGAGGGGAGGGGACUCCCAUUAGUAUCAGGUCAUCCAUAGGCCAGAAAAGUUUGAAACAGCAGCACAGGCUCAGCUUUUUUCAUGGCUGCUCUGCCCCAGAAUGGAUAUGCCAUUUGGGGCCCCAGUCUUCACCAUGCAAAUCCUUCGGUAUUCCUCCUUUGCACUAGGAAUGAAAACCGAAACCCCUGGGCACAAGACCUUUGACCAGAAAGGCACUUGGUGAUCAGCUGAUGUUUCCCCUGCUCCCUUUUGUAGUUGCACAAAUUAAUGCUGAUUACUCAUCAGUUCCUCCUGAUUGCUGCUCCCAGCCGCUCCCCUUGGCAAUGCAUCCUUGAGAUGAAGUGUCCAUAAUUAGGAAAUUGAUUAGGAGCCACAAACUUGCUUUGUUUGAAAGGCAUCCUUCUUGAAAUCACAGAGUAGAGCUGCUCUCACUAAAAGAGCUGGUCCUGUACUUUCCACUUUCAAAAGGGGGGGGGGGGGGGAAUCCAACAUGGCCCUGCUCUCAACUGUGAUAUCUUUCAGAUUUGUAUGUGCAAUCCAUAUGAAGUGUCAUAGAAAAGGUCAUAAACUGCUGUUAUCACACAGCAACUCCCCAUUCCCUGAGCUAUUUAUGUGUCUCCUGACUGCUAUAAAACUGUUCUGCAUUUUUUUUAACAUAAUGAAAGAGGCAGAGAGGAAAAGGCCGAAUCAGUCAUUCCGACCUGUUCGGCAGCCUCUAAGGCCCCAGGUGAAAGAAUUGCAAAACUUUUGACAGCUGGGUAUAUUGCUUGUCACACUGUAGCUGUGAAUAAUGAAGUCUGAUGGUCCCUUCUGCUUAACCCUUCCCCUGCCAUCACUUUUCCACUGGCUUUCCCUUCUACUUUCCCUUCCACUUUUCCCUGUUCCCCCCGUCCCCGUCCCCCACACUUUUAGUCCUAUGAGGUUUUAAACUCAUACUUGCAAGGUAAACAAGGUUUGGGACACUGGUGGGUUGGCUGGCAUCCAUCUGUCUUAGGAGGCAAUGGAACAGUGUGCUUUCAGAGGUGAAGUCAAACUGUUGGAGAGUUACUGCAACUGGAGAGGGCUGCAGAAGGAAGGCAACUGAGAGGGGAAAGGGUUAAUCACCUGCUUCCCUGCCAGAUGCAUAGUCCCCUCCCCAAAGGCACUUUGCAAUGGAAAAGGGGUUGGUAGGGUUUCAUUCCAUGUGGGUACAGCUUAGCUGUGUAGUUUAAUAAGUCAAAUUACUCAGGUAUACCUGAGCUGCAUUUCCUCUGAAGUCUUUGAGAGGGGAAAUGGGCUGUGUAGGCGUGUGAUGUCUUCUUUUCUUCCCGGACUCUGUGGGAUGUCGAUUCAGAACGUUAAGCAUCUUGAGGCAUUUUCUAAAUUGCCAUAUCAUCUCUCUCAAACCAAGAAGAUGCAUUUUAAGUUGGAAGUAAUUAUAUUUCAGGCCAGGAUUCAAGUGCAAUUAUUAUUUUGAAGGUUCCUUUCCCCCACAUUGUCUUCUUGGAUUUGAUUGAUAGAGUGACUUGUGGAAAGUAUUUGCAUCUUAACAACUGGAGCCACUUCUCUUCCUACGGCACUGGCAUGUUUCUCAUUUUGGGAGUUGUAUCCUUUGUGAUAGCAGUGAAGACUGGUCCAUGAGUUUGUCCUCAGCCAGGCCCCACCUGCCUACCUUUUUACUUACUUCCAGGCCAGAGGGUGGCCAGAGCAGUCAGUUCCCUCUUCCUUAGUCUCACACUUGCCCUUGCAGAACCCAACAAUGAAGAGGAUGGAGACAAGCUCAGUCAAUGAGACUCUUAAUUUCAGGAUCGUUUGUUCAAGCCCCACAUUGGGCAAAUGUAUCCUGCAUUGCAGGGGGUUGGACUAGAUGGUGCUUUUGGUCCCUUCCAACUCUGUGAUUCUAUGAAAAACUAGAAUUAGCUGGCUCUGCUGUCAUUGGCUCUGGCUCCACCUACUGUUGGCCUCCUUGCCUUCUGCUCCGCCAGUCUCAAUGGGCACUAGCCAUACUACUCUGUGGUAGUUUUGCAUGAGCAGAAAGAACUUUCACUCAUGCAAGUUGUGGUACCCAAUUUCCACCUACCUUGUUGUGCAAUGUCUCUUUAAAAGACAAGCUGGAAGGUUUCACUUUUGCAGUUGAAUCCUGUAUGAGGGCCCUCUCAUACUCUCCAAGUAGCCCAAUAUUCCUGGUACAAUCCCGGAAUUAUGUGCUGGGUCCCAUUCGUGUAGUGGUGGUGGCAAUAGGAAAGGAAUCAGAAGCCCUGGGAAAUAGCAUUUCGCCAUGGAUAUGGUUCCUAACGUGGUGCUGUGGCCUAAUGACAGCUGACACAGAAGUCUUUCUCAUUGCUGCCAUCACUGCCAGCAAAGUUUCAGUGGCUAAGGGAAAGGGACAGCUGCAGCAAUGAGCGUGAUUGAUAGUAAUAAUAAUAAUUAUAAUAAUAUUUUAUUUUAUUUUAUAUUUUAUUUAUUUAUUUAUUUAUUUAUUUUAUUUAUUUUAAUUUAUUUUAUUUUAUUUUAUUUUAUUUUAUUUUAUUUUAUUUUAUUUUAUUUUAUUUUAUUUUAUUUUAUUUUAUCUUAUUUUAUUUUAUUUUAUCUUAUUUUAUUUUAUUUAUACCCCACCCAUCUGGCUGAGUUUCCCCAGCCACUCUGGGCGGCUUUCAAUCAAGUGUUAAAAACAAUACAGCAUUAAAUAUUAAAAACUUCCCUAAACAGGGCUGCCUUCAGAUGUCCUUUAAAGCUGCUUAUUUCCUUCGCAUCUGAAGGGAGGGCGUUCCACAGGACGGGCAUCACCUACCGAGAAGGCCCUCUGUCUGGUUCCCUGUAGCUUCACUUCUCGCAAUGAGGGAACCACCAGAAGGCCCUUGGAGCUGGAUCUCAGUGUCUGGGCUGAAUGAUGGGGGUGGAGACGCUCCUUCAGGUAUACAGGACUGAGGCCGUUUAGGGCUUUAAAGGUCAGCACCAACACUUUGAAUUGUGCUCAGAAAUGUACUGGGAGCCAAUGCAGAUCUCUCAGAACCGGUGUUCUGUGGUCCCGGCAGCCACUCCCAGUCACCAGUCUAGCUGCCGCAUUCUGGAUUCAUUGCAGUUUCCGGGUAGCCUGAAUGUUGGAAGGGUUUGGGAUUAUGUGGAAGUUCCAAACUGGGAAAGUUCGUAUUCUGCACUCUCCAGUUCUGAACUUUGGCUGCAUUACUAUAUCUAGAAGACUUACAGGCCUUGUUUUUAAUACAGUUUGGUAAGCACAAGGCCAAUAGGUGCCAGAUCAGCUUUCCCAAAUCACUUGUUCAAGGUCAAUACCAAGCUGUAAUACAUAACAUCUUAUAUCUAGCACAGUGUAAUCAUAAUACUCCUUUAGCCAUUAAUUGUGGCUGUUCUGACAGUGGCCAUGGAGCAGCACCUACUGGGAUAGGGGGAGAAAAUCCAUUUUGUGCCAAUGCAGUAAACUUGCAGCUUACUGUAAGAUGACUUACAGUUGUUCAUCCAUUCAGAGUGAAAGCCAUUAUUCUCAAGUGUCACCAGUAAUCUUAGUCUUAAUUAUAAGCAAGCCUUCCCCAGAGAGCCACUUGUUACCUUCCCUGUCAUCCUGCAGCUGCUCCCUGUACUUAAAAAUCUUCAUCUCAAGGACUUUCAUGCAUAAAAAAGCAGAACUGCAUUUCAACCAAAGAACGAAGCUCUUUGGAUCGCAGAAGUGUGGGGACUCAUGCAUAUUGCAAGGGUGUCAGGUUUGCUUCUCUGAGCCCUUAUUGGCUAGACUGCCCUUCCCCAGCCUGGUGUCUUCAAGGUGUUUUGAACUCCAGCUCCCAUCAAUCCCAGCCAACAUGGCCAAUGCUCAGGGGUGAUGGGAGCUGUAGUCUAAAACAUCUGGAGGACACCAGGCUGAGGAAGGCUGGGUUAAGCUGCAGUUAUUCACAUUGAUGAGCUUCCCUGAUCUAUUCAGAGGGGCAGGUUUAAAUUUUUGGAGCCCAGAGCCUGAAGAACUUUGACUCACCACAGCAGCCUACUUGAAUUUAUACCCAUUCUAUUUUAAAAAACUAAUAAUCAGAGAAACUUACAGUGAAAAAACAAGGUAAGAGGGGGAAAAAUACACAUAAAAACAGCAAUCAUUAAAGCAAUAAUAUUAAAACUUCAGCAAAAACAUCAUCAAACAUCCAAAGAAAACAGCGAUCACCGAUCACCGAUUAAAAGCUGGCUUCCCUUCAAAGUGCGGAAAGACAGGGAGGAAGUCUAGUGAAUUGCCACUGAGUGGGGCCACUGCUGAGAAGGCUCUGCCUCUUGUAUCCACCCGCCUAUGUGGAUGGGACAGGCAGUCUGGUUUUGUAGGGGAUCAGGCAGUUUCUGAGGUAACCUGGUUCUAAGCCGUUUAGAGCUUCUUCUUACAAUCUAGAAUAGGCCUUCACAACAUUUGCCCUACAAAGCCCCCCAUAGCUUACUAGGGGGCAUGUUUGAGACAUGUUGUUGCACAUGCUUUUCCUGCUAAAGGUCCCAAGUUAAAUCUGUGGCAUCUCCAGGGAGGGCCAAGUUAGGCCUCUGUCUGAAACCUUGGAGAGCCACUACUUGUCAUUGAAGAAAAUACUGAGCUCAGUGGAGAAAUGGUCUGAUUUGGUGUGUGACACCUCACAAUAAGAACAUAAGAGCCUGCUGGAUCAGGCCAAUAGCCCAUGUAGUCCACUAUCCUGGUUUCACAGCAGCCAGCCAACCAGAUGCCAUGGUUUCCAACAACUAGUAUUCAGAAGCAUUUCUGCUUCUGACCUAUGUUCUGUGUCACACAGACCACAAGGCAUGACUGGUCAGAUGCUUUAGCUUUGGUUAAGAAGUUGUUCAGGCCUGUUCUAUAGAAACUGAAGCCCCAGCCAGGAGGUGAUCUGGCAGGCCUACGUUAGUUCCACAAAAUCACAGUCCUAGAACAGGCAGAGAUGUUACCUUCUUUAGAUCAACUUCCAAGCAGAAAGCCAGAUGACUGCAGAGGUCUCUAGGCCAGCUACUGUUGGCUUGGUUUCAGAAGCUUUCUAGUUCUCCCUUUUCUCGCCGUGGGAUCUUGUUUCACAGCAGGCAUUGCAGGGCUUGCCUCUCCACUCCUGCUCAUUUGCCAUGCUCUCUCAGCGCUGCAAGAUGAAGGCCGUUCUGUCCCUAGAGCUUGCGUGUAGAAUGGAUUUUAUGGCCUGUUGCCACUUGCGUAGUUUGUUUUGUUACUUCUUGUAGGUCUUCUGUUUCCCUCUUCAGGGAAGUGUAUGGUCUUCCCUUCCUUGACCCCACUGCCUGCAGUAGAUGUUGAACAAAUCCAGUUUAGGACUGUAUUCUGGUGGUAUGUGGGCAUGUUCGUAUUUAAACGAAGUGAUGAGUAUGUUUUAUUUCCCGGAAAUCUUCCAUAUAGGGCAUGAGUAGGGAAACUAAGGCCUGGGGGCCAGAUCUGGCCCAAUCGCCUUCUCAAUACAGCCCGCGGACGGUCCAGGAAUCAGCGUGUUUUUACAUGAGUAGAAUGUGUCCUUUUAUUUAAAAUCCAGCUCUGGGUUAUUUGUGAGGCAUAGGAAUUCGUUCAUUCUUUUUUUUCAAAAUAUAGUCUGGCCCCCAACAAAGUCUGAGGUACACUGGACCAGCCCCCUGCUGAAAAAGUUUGCUGAGCCCUGAUAUAGGGGGAUUACACAGUUUAGGUUGCAAGUGGUGGUUUUGCCAGGACAAAACUGUAAGGUCCAGAGCCCUGCUCAGCAAACUGAGCAGGAAGGCCGCCUAACACAACAGGGCAAGCAGUGUCUGUUUAAAAUAAGAGAAGUAGUACACACCCUCUAAAGCAGGAGUACUGAAUCUUUCCUGGCCUGAAGGCCACUUUCACCUUUGACCAACCUUCUGGAGUCCACAUGCCAGUUGCAAAGGUGGACAUAGAAGUCUUCCACAAGCACCCUCACAUGCACACACAGACAGACAGACAGACAUUCAGGCACACAGCCACCCAUUCCUUAACUGAUCCAUGCAGCUACGCUGAGGAGGGGGUUAUGGUUAUUACCUUCGCUCUGCUCAUGACAUGAUCGAUCUAAUGACCAGGAAGGGUAAGCUGUAUGCUCAUCAGGUUGCUGCAUCCCACUCACUCCAGCACAGUGUCUGCUUUCAUUAAAAUCUUUUGCAGUUGCUGUCGCCAAAGUCAGCAGGGUCUUGCGGUGGGGGGGUGGGGGAGGUGUCCAGAAAAUUUUUUUAUGAGUGGGGGAGACUCACAAAUCAAAGGUUAGAUCUCCUGAUCUAAAGAGUGGCCCCCAUGAAACCAUUAAGUCCAAAGUCUCAAAUUACCUGACUGCAACCCCAAUCACAAGUUGCCCAAAUAGUUGAAAUGCCAACUUGCCAAGUGUUUUCCUCUUUGCUUUCGGGGUUUAUGUGACACUUCCACAUGGUCUGUGUGCUUCACUUCCAAAAUAGAACGUUGCAGUGAUAUGUGGCAUCAUUUCUCUCCCACCUCCCCACCCUAGCUGUCAACGUUUCCCUUUUUUUAAGGGAAAUUCCCUUAUUCUGAACAGGAUUCCUUGCAAGAAAAGGGAAAAGUUGACCGCUAUGCUCCCCACCCCUGGACACAUGAACAGGCAUGGGGAAGUGACCGUGUGAAGAGCAAUCACCUUUCAUCAGGCACCUAUGAUAUAACGGUUACCUGUUGUUGUCGCUCUUCUGUCCAUUUCCCCCAGAUCCUGUGUGGGAAGGAAAUCCCCCGUUGGGUGA